This is a messenger RNA of Aedes aegypti (yellow fever mosquito), 1892 nucleotides long. Its product is annotated as gastrula zinc finger protein XlCGF26.1. The record is from RefSeq and is a predicted model, not a curated record. Gene Ontology annotation, molecular function: RNA polymerase II transcription regulatory region sequence-specific DNA binding; zinc ion binding; DNA-binding transcription factor activity, RNA polymerase II-specific. NCBI's taxonomy places the organism in Eukaryota, Metazoa, Arthropoda, Insecta, Diptera, Culicidae. The transcript has 3 exons. Gene Ontology annotation, biological process: regulation of transcription by RNA polymerase II. Bases 127 to 1743 code for a protein of 538 amino acids. Gene Ontology annotation, cellular component: nucleus.
UCACAAUGAUUUGUCAAAAUAAAUGAAAACAUAACUUUAGAUGUUUUACAAUCUGCAAAACUAAUGUUUUGGACAAUUUUUAAGUACGUUUUCUGAAUAAACUAAUUCAACCCAACAACAAUCGCAAUGUUUUCGAUUAUCGACGCUGCAGCUUGUCGAAUAUGUUUCGAUACAGCCGUUUCUGUUAAAUCUCUUGCCGAUAUAGUGGAUGGCAAUUCGCUGGCCGAUAUGUUGCGACACUGUGUCAAUCUGGAGAUUAAUCAGAACGAUGGACUGCCGUACCAUUGCUGCUCCAAAUGUAAAGAGGAUUUGAUAGUCGCAUAUCGCUUGGUAACUCGGUGCCAUGAAUCCGACACCAAGUUUCGUGAAAUGUUGGAAACGAAAUUUAAACAAAGAUCUCCAACAGACAAUGAUUUGAAACCUCCUUUAACAGAGGACGACAUAAAGAUUGAACAUGACAUUGAUGAAGAGCAAAUAUAUGCGGAACCGUUGCUUCCGAAUUUCGACCUGGAUACCAAUUCAUGUGUUAAAGAGGAAGACAAAGAUCAUUUACGCAAAAAAGUAAAGGAUAAAUCAGAUUCUAGCGAUGAUGAAAUAGAGGACGAUGAUGAUGGGAAAGGAGACGAUGGUUCAAAUUAUGAAAUGCAGUCCGAUGAAAAUGACAGUGAUGAUGAUCUUCCGCUUAUAAGAAAGAAUAAUACUUCGGAACGAUGUUGUCGAUGUAGGAUUAAACUAAGUACAAAGGAAGCUGUCAUUGAACAUUUACAGGCUAUUCACUUGAUUAAACGGUGUACAGAUUCAGAUAAAAUAAAGGCCAAGCCGUUCGAAUGUGAUCUGUGCUUCAAACGAUACAGCACCAAAAGAGCUUUGCGAAAACACAAGCUGGUUCUCCUGGUAAAGAAUAAAUUCCAGUGCGAUCAAUGCGAACUGAGCUUUAGGCUGGAGAAGACUUUGCAGCGACACAAAGAAGGCCAUAGAAAUAUAGUUCAACCAUACAGUCAACGCAAGGAUCAGCUACCCCGAUGCUGCGCUUGUUUUGAACAGUUUGACACAGAUGAGCUUCUGAAGAAACAUGCCGAUGAAUCUCAUCCACCGGAUGAAGCAGCAGCUGAAGAUCCGAACAAACCAUUCCCAUGCGGUUUAUGUAACCGACGUUACAAGAACAUGCGCAUAUUGAAGGAACAUCAGAGUAAACCGUACCGUACCGUACAAUACCAGUGUGCAACCUGCGGGCGAACGUUCAAAGAAAAGUGUGCCCUAGCUGACCACGAAAGGUCCCAUGGAGAGGAGCGAUCGUUCAUAUGCCCGGUAUGUUCAAAACCUUUUGCGAUGAGAGAUUCUUUCCGAAAGCAUGUUAAAGCACAUUCUUUGGCCGAGGAUCGGUUCAAAUGUGAAUUUUGCGGUAAAGGAUUUAAGGCCAAAGCCAAUCUGAAAUGUCACCUCAUUACGCACAAUCCUCAACAUCGUCCGAUACAGUGUACGCUCUGUCCAGCAACGUUCGCCAGAAAGGUAUGUCUGCAGGCUCAUAUGAAAUUGCACACCGGCGAAAAAGCACACAAAUGUGAUCAGUGUGGUGCAACUUACACUUUCGCUACGGACUUGAGGCGGCACAUCAUGGCCCACAAUGGCAUCAAACCGCAUGUUUGCACCAUCUGCGGCCGUGGAUAUCCCAGGAAGGAUUACCUUAGGAAGCAUAUGGCUAACCACGACCAGAAACGACCUGAUGGGAACAAUCUUGCAUGAUCUGCAGAUUUCGACGAUUUAUAUUAACAGUUCAAUUUGCAACCUACGUAUAGGUUUUUUUACAACUGUAUUAGUCUUAUUUAUUAUUAUUUACCCUGGCUCUUGGGAUGACAAAACAAAAGAUACAAAUAUAAACAGAACGAAAUAUU